Molecule: messenger RNA, 2619 nt
Organism: Magnolia sinica
Lineage: Eukaryota; Viridiplantae; Streptophyta; Magnoliopsida; Magnoliales; Magnoliaceae
Exons: 6
Coding region: 157-2400 (747 amino acids)
Source: RefSeq, a predicted model, not a curated record
AUUUAUUUUGCUUUAAGAAAAACAGAUUUUUUUUUAAAGGUCUGAAAUUUGAAUAAUUUUCCUGAAAUUCUACUUCAUAUGCAUUCAAUUUCUCUCACAUUUAUUUGAGUUUUGACCCAAUCUUUCAACUCUGAAGUAGGUAUUCGGUUUUCAUCAAUGGCAGAGUUGCAAUCUCGUGCUGGGAUGGUGAAUGCUUCUGCAUUGUGUGGUGGAAGCCAUGACUUGGGCCUUUUAUCUGCAGACUGUUCUGCUCGAACCAAUGCGUGUUCUUCAUGCAGUGAAUUUUCAGCUCCACAAGUUCUGUUGGGCUGCAAAGAGAGAGAAUCAAGAGGAGGUAUCGAUGUCGUUGCAGAGAUUUCAGCCGAGCUGCAGAGGGAGCGGAAGAAGAAUGUGGAGCUUAUGGACAGAAUAUUAUUAUUGGAAGCAGAAAUACAGGCGAGAGAGAAGGCGUCUCUCCCUGCCGCCGAGCAAGAUGGUUGUCCUGGUGCAACAUACAGAAGCUUCAAGAAGUUCAAAAGACAAAAGAUUGAGACGAGGAAUGAUGAAGUAAAAGAUGCGGAGGCUGAAAAAUAUAUUGACGGAGCCACGAAGAUGGAGCACCAAAUUCCAUGUGUGGAAACAAGCAGCCAACCUGAUCACAUAGUCAAUUGGAUGAGCAUGGACGAGACCCAGUUUCCAAAUUUCGACAAACUUAAAGAUGGUGAUUCCGUCAUAGAUUGUGGGGAUACAGAUGACAGCGAUGAUGAUGAUGACUACUAUGAUGAGGAUGAUACCGAUAUUGAAGACAAAAAUAGGUAUGAAGAUGAUGAUUCCCAUGUUGCCAAUGCAUCAAAAACUAAUUUGGUGGGCCACGAAGAAGUCGUUGAUGAUGGACCGCAUAUUCAGACUGAAUCGAGAACUUUGAGUGUGAAGCAAGAAGUACCUGGAGAUCAAAACAAAGGGCUUUUGUCACCUGAUACAAAGCUAUCUCACGAUGCCAGCAACACAUCUAAUGUGAGGGAACUCAAAAGGAAUGACAGGAAAGAAAGCAAAAAGCCAAGAAAACAAAAGGCUUCAAUAGAAACACAUUGUUCUAGCCAGGACAUUGGAAAUAAACCAUUGGGGACUUUAUUAUCAUCAUAUAGAAAGCCCCCAAAGGUGGCUUUCUGUCCAAAGGAAGUUAGGAGAAUGAUGGAGUCGGAGGCGCUUCAAUUAAAAAAUGCUCAGUCCCAUACCAUACGCAAAAUUAUUGUAUUUGCAUCUCUUGGUAUACGGCAUGGAUGUGAAGAUAUGUAUGAAUUGGAUUUCAAUCAUUUUAGGAUAUUACGGAAAGGGGAGCCAUAUGUAUCUCCAAAGGAUCCUGGGGAACAUGUUUUAUAUGAGCAUCCCAGUGUGCGAAGGAAAAUUUUCUAUCCGAAUCAGCAAAAUCCCAUCAUGUGUCCUGUUCAAAUACUUGAAGAAGAGAAGGCUAUGCGUCCAUCUGACCCAAGCUGUCCGUCGUGCUUAUUUUUGUGCAUUAAAUAUGGAGGAAGAACAAGAAAUCUUCCCCAAAAUGAAUAUGUCCGACAGCGAAUGGGACGUAACAAGCUGAAGUCUUUCGGGCCACUGAUGUGUGACAUGGCAUUGUUGAUACAUAUCCGCUGUGGGAGCUUCUUCUUCAAGGCCUUGGGUAUCACACUUCUGUUCAUGGCUGGUUUUCCGGAUGACCUUGUGCAGAGGGAAACCAAGUACCGGAACUUGGACCUGCUUCAAAAAUAUUAUAGGACAGAUGAGGAUGCAGAAGGGGAGGACUUGUUUCGUCCGUUACCUACUCUUUAUGACACUGCUAGCCCCAACUCACAGCCCUUGUCAUGUAAGCCAGCUCUGGCCGCCCCAAAAUCGCACGGAAAGAGACAAACACCUCCAGUUAGUAAGACUCAAAAUUCACAGAAACCUGCAAUUCCGCCAUCUCUUUCUUCCGCCUCUAUACCUCCCACCCAGUUUGGGCUUAUGGGGUACAACUCCAUCCACACGCAAGCAAUGUCCGCAUUCCAUUCCAUGCAGUCCCAUACACUGACCAAUGCUUCUCCAAUGUCAAAUACUUCGAACAGCGGCCCCAAUCCUAGCAGCACGUCGCACAUGGGUCCAGCCCCACCACCCUAUCCUAUGUUCCCGCCAUACCCAAUGAACACAUUCAUGCCAUUGUCAUUUUGGCAUAAUACGAAUGCGUACCCGCCAUGCCCGUUCCCAACUUCUUAUGGGUACCGACCAUUCCCUCCAAUGAAUUACAUCUCCCAGCAAUCUCACCCUUACUAUCCCACCUUGCCAAAAGUAGUCGAAAACACUAGGAAGAAAGACACGGCCUCAGAAGAAGCCGACAGCGACUCUGACAGCAGUUCAAGCAGCACGGAACAGAAGACACCAUUAGCAAGCUACAUGUAAGUUUUUACUAACACCCAUUUAUCCAUCUCAUGUAAACAUGCAGCUUUUUGCAUUUUGGCCUUGAAUGAUUGAACUAAUGAAACUCUUCUCUCACACAAUGUAACGUAUGUUGGUUUACAGUGGCAUGUCAGUCUCCGAGUCAUUGCACUAACAAUGCUUAUGUUAUAUGAAAAGUGCACCUUUUAUUUUGGUAAUUAAAACACAAAUGUUCUUUGUUCU